This is a messenger RNA of Dipodomys ordii (Ord's kangaroo rat), 1912 nucleotides long. RefSeq names its product WAP four-disulfide core domain protein 10A-like. The transcript has 3 exons. The record is from RefSeq and is a predicted model, not a curated record. NCBI's taxonomy places the organism in Eukaryota, Metazoa, Chordata, Mammalia, Rodentia, Heteromyidae. Gene Ontology annotation, molecular function: peptidase inhibitor activity. Bases 247 to 519 code for a protein of 90 amino acids. Gene Ontology annotation, cellular component: extracellular region.
AAACCUGCAUUCCUCUAAGGAGAGGAGCGUGAAAUGCAAGCGAGGGAAAGCAUUUCAUGAGAAGACAAUGUCCCGUCCGAGUGUGGCAGACUGAGAAGGAGACGGUGCAAAACCAGAUAAAGCAGUGGCCAGCCAGUCGGGAGCUCCCAGCUCUCCACCCAGACUCUCUUUCUACCCUUAUCAGGGGACUGGUAAAGUCCUGGGUCUCCUGCUGCCUUUACAACUCAGCUGUCCAGAAUCAAAAUCAUGAAGUGGUUGGUUCUGCAAUGGCUGUUAUUCCUCUGCUUCUUGAUUGUCCCUGUGGGCGGAAGUUGGAAAGGGAAAACUUUUUUCGACCUUGAUAUCCCUGAGUACCUUAUCAGUGGGCCCAUACUGGAGCCCUGCAGGAAGAGACCCACACAGGAUCAAUGCAAGCCCAACUGCAUGAAGCAUGAGCACUGUGCUGGCGAGCAUCAUUGCUGCCAUUCCUACUGUGGAAGUGUCUGUAUGCCCCGCAAAGAAUUCGAGAAAGACAAAUAACAUAAAAUCAGCAACAUCAUGCUCAGCGCUGGACCUUAACCCUGCAAUGACAGCUGGAGGACCCAUGGAAUGUUUGGGAAGACCACUACAUGACUUCCUGUGGAAACAUCUUUUUGCCCUAGGUGGGAGUUGGGAGUUGGAGACAUGUACCCAGGACAAUGUCUCUCUUUCCUCUGUCUCCUUUUAGCUAUCACAGUCAUAGUCUUAGGUCCUUGCCAAAUAUGUAGAGUAAUCAAGGGUUUCCAUUUCUUGUUUCUUGGUCCCAGAACUACUUGCUGCCCCAACUAUUUGUUUUCAGCCUCCCUUCCUCCUAGUUUGGAUCUCUCUACCUUCCUAGCUUUCAGAGGUUUGGUCUUUUUUAAAACCAAGGACUUAAUUAAUGUCCUAUAUAUGAUAUGGUAUGUUCUUUUGGUGAUAGAAGCUAUGAUCUCUUUGUGUUUCCUCAUAUCUGGAUUUAGUUUUUCUCAUAUAACAACAAACUUGUCAUCCAAGUAGGUCCCCCACGAGCUACUUCUUAUUGUAACUAAUGUCUGGAAAUAAAAUCUUGCAUAAAGCUAAUGGCACCCAUGGUCUAUCAUGGAAGGAGAUGGCAUGGCCUCUUUCACCAUGUCCUUUGCUCAGCAAUGACUAAUGUAUUACUGUCUUUAUUCAGUUAUUUGGGAUUUAGCAAAGUCUUUUCUAUGUAAGUAUUGUGGGAAGAACAAACACCCUUCAGAGGGCUAUAAAACACCCAGAUUAUGGGCAAAAGCUACUUCACACACGAGAGUUUAUCACUGUUUAUCUUGCUGGUACAGAGACCAAGGAAGAGUUAAUUCAUAUGAUCCAAACAAAUGGAAGCCAGGGAGGGGCACGAGGAGAAGGGACAAAGGAUACAGAUAAUACCUUGAUGUAUGAAGAAGGAGGGGAUGGUUAGAUGGGCUGCACAUCAGAGUGGUUUUCCUGGAACAAGACAUACUUGGUCCUACCCUGAAAGAUGAGAAGGAAUUGCUAUACCUCAGGGUGAAAAUGAUGUCUUCUUCCCUGGUGGAAUUAGACAUAGAAGAAGGAAGGAAAAGGCCAACCUGAAUGUAAUGAAAGGCUGAUACCCUAUCCCACUACACAACAAUAAUUGAAGCCACUGAUAAGAUUGAUCAUGAACUUGGGUCUAAGCUCUAGAUUGUAGUACAUGCUGAUGUGCUAAGCAAAAUAAUUCAUUAUAGUGCUAGAAUAUGGUUUUGUUAAAAAUAGCAAAGGAGAGAAUGAAUAGACACAGAUUGGUAGUUGAACUUCCCCAAAUUCACUCGGCACACUGAGUGAACAAACAGAGCCUUUUCUCUAACCAUGUAUGUACAGUAGUGUUUGAGUUGUCUGAAAUAUGUGUAUCUCAGGGGUCAGAGAUAGGUUUAAAAUACAG